Vicugna pacos (alpaca) is the source of this 2631-nucleotide messenger RNA. It is a transcript of the gene SKA2, whose product is annotated as spindle and kinetochore associated complex subunit 2. The record is from RefSeq and is a predicted model, not a curated record. Gene Ontology annotation, cellular component: spindle microtubule; outer kinetochore. Gene Ontology annotation, molecular function: microtubule binding. Lineage: Eukaryota; Metazoa; Chordata; Mammalia; Artiodactyla; Camelidae. Gene Ontology annotation, biological process: cell division; chromosome segregation; mitotic cell cycle.
UGAAGCGGAGGGACCAAUGAGUGCUAAACGUUGAGUGACAGCUGUCCAAUAGGGACCCUCAGUGCUAGUACGGUUUGCGGCUUAAGCGCCGCCGCGGUCUGAGGAAUGUCAACUAUUCAACAUGGAGGCGGAGGUCGAUAAGCUGGAACUGAUGUUCCAGAAAGCUGACUCUGAUCUGGAUUACAUUCAAUACAGGCUGGAAUAUGAAAUCAAGACUAAUCAUCCUGAUUCAGCAGGCAAGAAAAAUCCAGUUACACUGUUAAAGGAAUUGUCAGCAAUAAAGUCUCGAUAUCAAACUUUGCACGCACGCUUUAAACCAAUUGCUGUCGAGCAGAAAGAGACUAAGAGCCGCAUUUGUGCUACUUUCAAUAAGACUAUGGCCUUGCUACAAGAACUACAAAAGCAUACAGACCUGGAGCUGUUACCAUUGACUGAAGAAGAGAAAACUGCGGCAGAGCAAUUAAAAGCUUACAUGCCAGGCUUAUGAAGAAAUGGACUUGUAAAAGGGGACUCUGAUGGAGAAGCGGUCAAUUCCAGAGACAUUUAGGAAGAUGACUUGUUAGCACUUGAUGACUAGUGGUGGGGGGAUGGCAAAGGUGAUUUGACUUGGGUGACUGGAUAGUGAUGCCUUUCACAAGAUAAGGGAAUACAAGAAGGACAGACAUUAUAUUAAUAAAGUUCACUCAAAAGGACGGAAUGGAAAUAAAGGACUUAAAAAUAUAUGCACAUACGCUUAGUCCUGUAGUUUCAGGCAAGGAACUCUCAACACUAUUUUGUACCUGUUUUUGUAGAAUCGGGAUUACACAGAUGUCCUGGCCUAUUGUAAAAGAGUAGGUACUGUCAGUCAGUCAAGUGUAAAUGAGCAUGCUUUGGAAAUUAAAGGAUAGACACAUAUUUGUAUUAUAUUAUACAUUAUAUACGUAUAUAAUUUUAUUAUUGAAAAUUUUGAUUACAGAUGUGGUCACAUUAUCAGUGAGGCUGCUAAUAUGUGACUUACCAUCUCCCACAAAACCUAACUUUGGUAAGAAGCUGGCUUUUCUGUGACAGCCUCACUUGUGUUUCUUUUUGUCCUGUUCCUUCUGCUUGCUAAUGUUUGGCAGCAUGAGUGCUGCUUUCAAAUGCUGUUUUAGACUGUCUGUGUUGUAUUUCAAUACUACCUUUGUUCUUCUUUCGCAUCUACAUUACUGUAAUUGUUUAUUCUAUGUGAAAGGUAAGAAACUGAAAUGAGAGGAUCACUGGCAACUGCUACUUGCCAGUUUUGUGUGUGUGAAUUUCCAUAUUUGUUAGGGAAAAAAAACUAAUGGGAAGUAAAUAGGAAAGUAAAUCAUAGUGUAUCUAUCCAGUAGGGGGUCAAGUUGCCAAUAAAUUACUACUGUUAAUGUUCUGGGAAAUGCUGAAGCUAUGCUAAGUGGGUGAGAGGGGAAGCUUUAUAGUUUUGUAGUUAAGAUUGGGUUUGAAGUCAUACCUCAGAUGUAAAUAGCUGGUUUUAAAUUCUUGCUGUAUGAUGCUGAGCAACUCAUUUAACUUGUAUGUGUCAGGAUGGAUGGAAGCACAAUGAGAUUUUAAAGUGUUAGGAUUUGAUAUUUAGUAAUCCUUCAGUAUUUCCAUAUAUGUAAUAAAAACAAGUUAUUGAAAAGACUAGGAAAAUUGUAUAAAAUGUUAGUUCUGUAGGUUAUAGAACUAUACUUUUAUAAAAUAAAAAAAAAUUUUUUUGUUAUGUUAUUAACAAACUUAUAAUACCUAACAAGCAGGGUUGGGAAAGUAGCUUCAGUUAAAAUUGUCCUGCCUAUUUUGCAUAUUUUGAGAACAGAAUGUUCCCCUUUUUUAAAUUACAGAGAAAUAAGUCACACCUCAGUAACCUAUUUUUCUUCAGUACUCAGGCAGUUAAUACUGAGGAAGUUCCUGUAAUGGGGUGGCUCUGGGAUGUGAUGUUGAUUGGUAAGGUUGAAAAAUGGUAGUAUCACAAAGAGGUCAUAGCAAGUUACUGGUGUUAAAGUGGUUUUGCUUUCAAUCUGGAAAAAAAGACUAGAAUGUACUGUUUUCCCUCUGACUUCCUUCACAAGUUACCUUCUAAACAUUUGUUCUUACCCUCUUCUCCCUUAAAAUUGUUCUCUAUGCACUUCUUUAUGUGUUCAUUUAUUUCCCAAGCUUCAUAUAUUGCCUCAUGGGAGAUGAUUCCCAAAUAUAACUUAUUCCACUAAACCUAAUCCACAUAUCCAACAGAAAUCUCUACCUGAAUAUUCAAAACUGAAUGUUUCCAGCUGUGUAGCGUUGGUGGUAUAGUGGUGAGCAUAGCUGCCUUCCAAACUGAAUGUUUCCAGAAUACCUACUGAUUUUUGUUAUUUUAUUAAUGGCCACUGUUCUGUUAGUUGUAAUUUAAAAGUUUGUACCCCUUUCUUUAUCUUGUUAAUCAAUAAAAUCUGUAAUUCUAUUUUUGAAAUGUUCAUACUAUCCAAUCUUCACUUUAUCGUCACUCUUACUAGCAAAUUUAGACUUUUCUCAUCUUGAUAACUUUCCUUUGACGAUAGUGUUUUUGUCUUAAGUUGUAAGUCACAAAAAUUAAUUUUAAUUAGGUUGUAUUCUAGUACAACUUUAAGAAAUUAAAAAAUAAAAGUAUGCCUAUUCUCCAGA